Messenger RNA from Lagopus leucura (white-tailed ptarmigan), 792 nucleotides. RefSeq lists its product as uncharacterized. The record is from RefSeq and is a predicted model, not a curated record. Bases 83 to 769 code for a protein of 228 amino acids. NCBI's taxonomy places the organism in Eukaryota, Metazoa, Chordata, Aves, Galliformes, Phasianidae. The transcript has 3 exons.
CGGCGUUGGGAGCCCCCGACGUGCAGGGACCGGGGUCGUGCCCUUCUUCUCCAUUCCCCCCACCCGGCGUCCUGAUGGGGACAUGGGGACGCGACCCCGCCCCGCGCCUUCCCUGGAGCCCCCUGGGUUUGAAGGGAAAUGGGAGGAUUUGCUGCUGCACGGAGCUGCAGCCCCCACGGCACGGCACGGCAUGGCACGGCACGGCACGGCACGGCACGGCACUGCUCCGGAGCAGCCAAGGGUGCUGCAGGGCUCAGCCAAUAUUGACACCACAAAGAACAGGUCCACACCAUUGCCAUUUUGCAGUGUGGCUGUACGUAGAAGCAUGCAAUGGGGCAGUGGCUGCAGCGCCACGUUCCAACCCCAUCGCUGUGACCCGGUACCCGUCCCAGCUGUGCCCACAGCGACAGAAUGGCAGCAGGAGAGGAGUUUGGGUUUGGGGGAAUUUUCCAUGGAGAAAACCACAGAGAUCCAGAGCUGUGAUCCUGUGACAGCACCGUGUUCUGGUUCUGCGACAUCCCUGGUCCACGGCUCGUGGUGGUGGGGACCCUCAGCACACAGGCAAUGGGACAUUUCAGGAUGCUGUGUCCUCAUGCGCCCACGGGAUCCACCCCCACAGAUGCUCCCUAUGGGGCUGACCACGUCCUCCAGGCAGACCCUGUCCCAUAGUAGGAGUCCCCGUGCCAUGGGGCAGCCCCCAAAGCUGCACCCCUCAGUGUUCCACCCAGCCAGGCUGCCCACUCUGCCCUCCAGUUUGCAGAGAAACUGAAGCUCCAGGCGCUUGGAUGCCCA